AUGCCUCAACCAAGCGGUGACGUGACUGCCUUGUUCUUGGGGCCCCCGGGCACCGGAAAGUCCGCGUUGAUCGCAGCGCUGUGCGACAAGGAUGUGGAAACAUUGGAGCCUCCCGAGGGACAGUUGGACUCGGGGGUCCCCAGCCUGCGGGCGGCGGGUCCAGGCCUCUUUCUGGGCGAGCUGAGCUGCCCACCCGCAGCUCCAGGGCCCUGGGCGGCGGAGGCCAACGUGCUGGUCCUGGUGCUGCCCGGACCCGAGGGGAACGGGGAGAUUUUGGCUCCAGCACUGGGAGAGGCAGCGCGAGCUGCCCUCGCCCGUGGGACGCCACUGCUGGCAGUACGGGUUCUCCAUGCCGGGGAUUCACAGAAUGAAGCCCAAGCCCGAGAUCAGACAGCGAUGCUGCUGGAAAGCGCUGGGUUAGGAACCGUGCCUCUCUUCGUGUUACCAGCCAACUGUAGUGGCAGCAAUGGAGGCGAGGAGCUAGAGAGACUGCGUGUAGCUGUGCAGAGCCAAGCGGCAGCGUUGCAGAGGCUACUACCACCUGCCCAGGAUGGCUUCGAGGUGCUGGGUGCGGCAGAACUGGAGGCUGUGCGCGAAGCCUUUGAGACAGGCGGGCUGGAGGCAGCGCUGUCCUGGGUGCGCGCUGGGCUGGAGCGGCUCGGCAGCGCACGUGUGGACCUGGCUGUGGCUGGCACAUCCGACAUAGGCCUUGUGCUGGACUUACUACUGGGUUUGGAUCCUGGAGACCCCGGUGCUGCGCCUGCUGGUGUGCCUGCGGUACCUACACCAUACCCGGCCCCUGAGCGUCCCAACGUGGUGCUCUGGACUGUGCCUCUGGGCCCCGAGGGUGCUACCGACGCUGCCUCUACACUCCAACCAACUCACUACGAUGCAGUCCUCCUCAUCACACCUGGGGCUCCCACUGAGAAGGACUGGGCACAGGUCCGCGCCUUGGUACCUCCAGAUGCGCCCCUGGUCUGCGUGCGCACAGACGGCGAGGGUAAAGAACCAAAGUUUUUGGAAGAAGAUAAAACGGUGGAGAAUCCCUGUGAUGGAGAGAGCUUAGAGAAUGGAGGCGGAGCGGGGAUGGACAAUCCACUCAGUGAGGGAAGGGAAAAACCGGGCUCUGGGUCACCAAAGGCAGGCAGUGCGAGCGGUUCAGAGAAAGCAGGCAGCGACAGUUUGCAACAGGUUGGCGCUUCUGUGAAGAAAUCGGGCGGCGGGGAUGCAGAUCCUGUCGUUCCGUUGAGCCCAGAGGACGAAACGUGGGAGGUGCUGGAGGAGGCGCCGCCACCAGUGUUCCCACUGCGUCCUGGUGGGCUUCCCGAGCUUUGCGAAUGGCUGCGGCGUGCGCUGCCCGCCAGCCAGGCAGGGGCGCUGCUGUUGGCACUGCCCCCAGCGUCUCCAGCCGCAGCCCGAACCAAGGCCUCCGCUCUGCGAGCUGGAGCAUGGCGGCCGGCUUUGCUAGCUAGCCUGGCGGCGGCAGCAGCACCAAUACCUGGGCUGGGUUGGGCGUGUGAUGUGGCACUUCUGCGGGGCCAGCUGGCGGAGUGGCGGCGAGCUAUGGGGCUCGAACCAGCAUCUCUGGCGCGACGUGAGCGUGCGCUGGGCCUGACUCCUGGGGAGCUGGCAACUCGGGCACACUUUCCUGGCCCGGUGACGCGCGCUGAGGUGGAAGAAAGGUUGGGCGCGUGGGCAGGUGAGGGCAGGGCUGGAGGUGCGGCUCUGGGAGCGCUUUCCUUCUUGUGGCCUGCAGGCGGCGCAGCGGCCACCGGGGGUCUGGGCUACCGCGCAGCCCACGGUGUCCUGCUGCAAGCCCUGGAUGAGAUGCAGACCGAUGCGGAGGCUGUACUAGCACUCCCUUCGCACUCACAGUAA
Chrysochloris asiatica (Cape golden mole) is the source of this 1878-nucleotide messenger RNA. RefSeq names its product immunity-related GTPase family, Q (gene IRGQ). Bases 1 to 1878 code for a protein of 625 amino acids. The transcript has 2 exons. Gene Ontology annotation, molecular function: GTP binding. Lineage: Eukaryota; Metazoa; Chordata; Mammalia; Afrosoricida; Chrysochloridae. The record is from RefSeq and is a predicted model, not a curated record.